GACUUCCGAGCGGCUGACACGCGCACACACGCACGCACGCACGCACUCGGGAUGCGCGACAUCUGAAAGGCGGCAAAUCAACAACAACAGCAGCGUCAUCAUCAUCAUCAUCAUCAUCAUCAUCAUGACGAGAUCGGAGCAGAAUUUUGGUGAGUCUGAGGUUCAGCAGGAGGAGGCGUGCAGCCCCACAGGAGCAGGAACAGGAACGGGAGGGGAGGAGGAAGAGGAAGAUGAGCGCUGCUUGAUGGACGAGGACGAAGAAGAGGAAGAAGACCAGGAGGAAGAGCAAGACCAGGAUGACGGAGAGAACAAACCCAAAAGACGAGGACCUAAGAAAAAGAAGAUGACCAAGGCUCGCAUGCAGAGGUUCAAAGUUCGGCGUAUGAAAGCCAACGCUCGGGAGCGCAACCGCAUGCACGGCCUAAACGAUGCUCUGGAGAGUCUGCGUAAGGUGGUACCAUGCUACUCCAAGACCCAAAAACUGUCCAAGAUCGAGACCCUACGCCUGGCCAAGAACUACAUCUGGACCCUCAGCGAGAUCCUGCGCUCCGGGAAAGCCCCAGACCUCAUCACCUUUGUGCAGGCCCUCUGUAAAGGUCUCUCCCAGCCAACGACCAACCUCGUGGCAGGCUGCCUCCAGCUGAACCCUCGCACCUUCCUACCCGAGCAGUCACCCGAGCUCCCGGCCCACCUGCCUCCUCCGGGUGGCACUCCCUACGUGGGGCACUUCUCUUACCAGAGCCCGGGCCUGACGCCGGGCCUGCCCAGCCCGCCCUACGGGACCAUGGACCCGUCACACAUCUUCCACCAGGUGAAGGGUCAGGCAUACGGUGCCCCGGAACCAUACUUCGACGGCGUCAUGGUGACGGAAAGCCCCCCUUUCGACCCGCCCCUCAGCCCGCCCCUCAGCAUCAACGGGAACUUCUCGUCCUUCAAACACGAGGCGGCGGCGGACUACGACAAAACCUACUCCUUCAGUGUGCACUACGGAGGUGGGGGAGGCACCCAUUGCGGUGGGGGUGGCACACAUGGCGGCAUAUACCCGCAGGUGGACAACCUGAUGGGCUUCGACGGACACUCGCAUCACGAGCGGCUGAUGAAUGCCCAGCUCAAUGCCAUCUUCCACGAGUCCUGAGCAGUGCUCUGGAGCGGCGGCCAUCUUGUUUUUCUGUCCGUCCUUUCCACUUCGUGUCCGGGGCAGCAGCCACUCAAGCAGCAAUAAGCCAAACUAUGCAAUUUGAUCCCAAACCACCAAAAAAAAAAUAAUAAUAAUUAUCUAUUUUUGAGCAUCCUCCUUGUUGCUCUGUUGAACAUGUCCUACUAGAGUUUCAUGUCCUCACGUUCUAUAUGUUUGUAAAGACUUUUAUUAAAGGGGAUAUGUUCUGAAAAUGUGAUUUUAAUGUUGUAUCCAACUAGCGCCACUCAUGCCCACUCAUUAAGUGUGAAAACAUGUCUGUGAGCGAGCCGUUCUCAAUGUUGCCCAAUUGUGACAUCACAGUGGGGAUAAUUAAGAUAAUCUUGCCCACACACCAAUUUCUUCCGUCAAUGACUUGCUCAGUUAGGCUGGCCAAAGUUCCAGAGCCAAAGAAAUGAAAAACGUUCUUUGAAUGUACAUAAUUCGAACAUGUGCAUCAGUUGUACAUGAUUGAACUGUGUUAAACUAAUACAUAUAAUUUGAUUAUUUUCAAGGAAAAGGGGAAAAUUAUGUCAGUUUACCGCAUUUUUAUCAUGUGCAACAGUAAAUUAAGUACUUUUUUUCAGAACACUUUGGUCGAUCAUGUCAAACCCGAAGAAAGGGUAAGCAGAGCUGCAAUGUUAGCUGAAAUUAGCAUUGGCAGCAUUAGAUUCUGAUCGUAAGGUCCUAAUAAAGUUGUCUACAUGGAAAUAAGGAGUGUUUACGUUGUGUGCACACCGUUAAACUAAUUGACAAGCAUAUUUCGGUGACUUGGUGAUGAAAUGCUGCAUGUGAUAAAGCAAUUAAAUCUCUAUGGACCCUCGCUUUAAGUGUGAAAAAAAACAGAGGGAGUGUUUCUGUUCAGCGAUGUGUCCAUGGGCCACAAAAAAACACUGACAUUGUCUUGGGCACUCUCUCGUUUUCCACAUUCUGGGCUCUGCUUAUGUUAUAGGAAGUAAGCAGCCAGCUGUUGUCAACAACUCUCAAAUUUUCCCUUAAAUUGUAAAAUAAAUGCAUACUAUGUCCCGUUUAAAACAUACACUAUUUACUGUGUAUUAUUAUUCUUCAAGAAACAAAAAGACAAAGUUUGUACAUAUUUUCCCACAAAAAAACUGUUUGAUUCAAGCAUUUAAAAAAGAAAAGAAAAGUUUUACAUGAUACAUCACAUGUGCAGGUUUGCACAUAGUGUGUGUGAAAACAAGAUUAUUUUCAUAAAUUAAAAUAUUGCCUGCAGAAUGAA
Phycodurus eques (leafy seadragon) is the source of this 2414-nucleotide messenger RNA. RefSeq names its product neuronal differentiation 1 (gene neurod1). Lineage: Eukaryota; Metazoa; Chordata; Actinopteri; Syngnathiformes; Syngnathidae. The transcript is spliced from 4 exons. Bases 125 to 1135 code for a protein of 336 amino acids. The record is from RefSeq and is a predicted model, not a curated record. Gene Ontology annotation, biological process: nervous system development; regulation of DNA-templated transcription. Gene Ontology annotation, molecular function: protein dimerization activity.